This is a messenger RNA of Trematomus bernacchii (emerald rockcod), 1560 nucleotides long. RefSeq names its product cellular communication network factor 2a (gene ccn2a). The coding region runs from base 1 to 1041 and encodes 346 amino acids. The record is from RefSeq and is a predicted model, not a curated record. NCBI's taxonomy places the organism in Eukaryota, Metazoa, Chordata, Actinopteri, Perciformes, Nototheniidae. Gene Ontology annotation, cellular component: extracellular region; extracellular matrix. The transcript has 5 exons. Gene Ontology annotation, biological process: cell adhesion; signal transduction. Gene Ontology annotation, molecular function: integrin binding; heparin binding.
AUGUCUGCUGGAAUGAAGACAAUGAUUUUGCUGCCUUUCCUGUGCAUCAUGCUCUCACACAUGGCUGCAGGUCAGGAGUGCAGCAACCAGUGCUCGUGCCCCUCCACCCCCCCUCAGUGCCCCCUAGGAGUAAGCCUCGUGCUGGACGGCUGCGGCUGCUGCAGGGUGUGUGCCAAACAGAUGGGAGAGCUCUGCACUGAGAAGGACCUCUGUGACCCCCACAAAGGCCUCUACUGUGACUUCGGAGCCCCCAUCAACAGACGCAUCGGAGUGUGCACAGCUCGAGAUGGAGCCACCUGUGUGUUCGGAGGCAUGGUGUUCAAGAGCGGAGAGUCUUUCCAGAGCAGCUGCAAGUACCAGUGUACCUGUCUGGAUGGAGCUGUGGGGUGCGUCCCACUUUGCGCAAUGGACGUCCGCCUGCCAAGCCCCGACUGCCCCAUGCCAAGACGCGUCAAGGUGCCCGGGAAGUGCUGCGAGGAAUGGGAGUGUGAUUCUCCCAACAGACACAGCUUCAUGGGCUCUGCUUUGGCCUCUUACAGAGAGGAAGAGACCUAUGGCCCCGACCUCUCCAUGAUGAGGGAGAACUGCCUGGUUCAGACUACUGAAUGGAGCGCGUGCUCUAAGACUUGCGGCCUUGGGGUCUCCACCAGGGUCACCAAUGAUAACCGCGAAUGCCGCCUGGAGAAACAGAGCCGGUUGUGUAUGGUGCGACCAUGCGAGUCACAGCUGGAGCAGAGCAUUAGGAAAGGGAAAAAGUGCAUCCGUACUCCCAGACUCUCCAAGCCCAUGAAGUUUGAGAUCUCCGGCUGCACCACCACCAAGUCCUACAGGCCAAAGUUCUGCGGCGUGUGCCUGGACGGCCGCUGCUGCACCCCCCACAGAACCACCACCCUGCCCAUGGAGUUCAAAUGCCCAGAUGGACAGUUCAUGAAGAAGCACAUGAUGUUCAUCAAGUCCUGCGCCUGCCACCACAACUGCCCCGGCGAGAACGACAUCUUCGAGUCUAUGUACUACAAGAAGAUGAUGGGAGACAUGGCAUGAGCCACUUAAAGAACGAUCGCAGCUUAUGACUUGAAAAACAAAACUCCAUCUCAUUUUGCAGCUCAUUAUAUAUGUCUAUGUUUUAUUUUCUCAUUGUAAAAGUAGUCCAGACACUUGUCUAAGUGUCGGUGUGUUUUGUACGGCUGGCGCACAUCAGCCCAUAGACUCAGACAGAGGGUUGCAUAGCAGCUCCGAGAGAUUCCUGCACUAUAACUUCUAUUUUUGACAAACCUACUGUCGGGUUGCUGCCCAUUCCCCUUGAAACCCCUUUAACAGACCCGUCCUUUUUACUGUAUUUUGUAUACCUUAUCUAAACCAUGACCUCCUCUCUAAAUGAGGUGUCUAAUAACUCCCCCCACCCUAAGAGCCCAGACCAGACCUGGAAACUCUAAGCAGCUGUAGACCACAGCAGGCCAGUGUUCCCCUGAGCAAACAGGUCUGAAUGUGUCCUGUGUGUGUGUGUGUGUGUGUGUGUGUGUGUGUGUGUGUGUGUGUGUGUGUGUGUGUGUGUGUGUGUGU